UUUCCUACCUAUUAUAGGUACGGUGUUGAGGUCCCAGCGAAAGGGGCAGGAGCGGGGCAGUCGCCUGCAGGGGCUGGUCCCACGCUGGCAGCGAUAGGUUCACCAGUUGUGAAUGUAGCCACAACAUCUACUGCUUCAGAAGGUGAAGAGGAUGACAGUGACGAUCAAGACGUAAUGGCGUUGACGGUGACAAAUCGCUCUCAUCCAAGAGGGGCGUGUUUUGAGCCUCGUACGCCAGAGGAGAACGUUAGGGUGAAGCUAGAGGAAUGGAUAAAGAAUGUUGCACAAUGCAACACUGUUAAGGGGGGAUCAGUACCAUCCGUGGCCAUUGUGGCACCGGAUAAGCAUGAAACCCUUGCUAUUGCAAAGGAAGCUUCAGCCAUGUGGAAAAAAUGCAGUGUCUUGGUCGACAUCCCAGCGGUGCACUUCUAUUCUUGUGCCCUAAGAACCGAGGAUAUCUUGUACUAUAUCCUGCGGGAACUUCAGCUCGCAAAAUCCCAACCCCAGCAACAGGAAGUUCAAGGUGGGCGGGAUGAGGCUAUCAACAAAACAAAAAGGGAAAUUCUCUCCCAAAAAGGGGAGGUUAUGAGAGAAAUCACAAAAAUUAUCCAAGGAAUGAAGGUUAACAAGAAGAUUUCAGAAAUCAAGAGCACUCUUCAAAACAUGAAGGACAACCAGCCGCAACUCAAUUUGACAGAAAUGAGUAAGGAUGAGCUGGGCCUGCUGGAAUCGGCAAAAGAUGAACCCUUGGGCAUAUUCCUCCGAGCAUUGUGGCUGCUAAAGCUCAAGCCAGCUAAAGGUGCUCCUGCACCCAAACAAGUCCAAGAAAGGAAGGGAGAGACACGUUCACGCGACGAUGUCAUUAAAGAAACAGCUAAGAUGCUUAAAAAGCAUAUGGAAUUACACGCAGAAGAUGAAAAAGAAGAACCACACACAAAGCAGAUUCUUCUCAAGCAAGCCCAGUAUGAAGACCUCCUACGUGAAGUGUUCCCCCUGGUGACCAUCAGGAAGGACCCGCAGAACCAAGAGCAAGACUCCAAGCAAGCCACAGCCAUCACCACCACCGCUGGCACUACAAUUAUAUUGGUCGAGGACCAAUUCAAAGAUAUGAUCCGCAAGAUACUGCAGGAGCUGCAGGAAGACAAAUCCAUGAAGAACAAGAAAUUAGAUACAACUGAGCUGCGGGAAGACAUAUCUCUGAAGGACAAAAAAAUAGAUACAACUGAGCUGCAGGAAGACAAAUCAGAGAAGAAACUAGAUACAACUGAGCUGCAGGAAGUAAAAUCCAUGAAGAAACCAAGUCAAGAUUUUAUACUGGAUGCUCUUAUUGAAGAAACCAUGGAGAGGUUUUGGGAAAUCGAGUGGGAGAUGAAUCAACAGCUUGUCAUCAAAGGGAUCAUGGACAAAGUUAUGGAUUGUUUUGAUAGAAAAGGUGAUGAGAUAAUCCUAGUUAUCCUCAAACUCGAUUAUGACUGGGUAUCCGGAUGGGAGGAGACCAAAAAGGCUUUCAGCAUGUUUGGUUGCAUAGCCGGUGCACUGAUGUUGACCUUUGAAGAAAACAGAACACGAGCAAAAGGAUAUUGUUGUCCGUCGCGGGAGCCUAUAGACUAUUCUGUUCUUGGGCUCUACCAUGAUAUCGCACUCGAGCUUACAAACCAGCAGAUGAAUAAAGAGAGCGCCCAGAUUUUUCUCGGCAUCUUGGAGAACUGUCACCAACAUGAAUUCUGCAUGAAGAUCUUCGUUCAUGCUUUGUACGCCAACCCCAAGAGGAGCGAUGAAGAACUAAGCAAGUUGCACAGAACCCUGCAGAAGGUUACAGACAAAUCAUUGGACAAAAUUGCUAAGAAGAUACUCAAGUUCUCUUAUAGUGAUAUGCCUAAAGAAUACAAGUCUUGUUUGAUGUACCUAGCAAUUUUCCCUCGACGACAACCUAUCAGGCGGUCAACCUUGAUAGGACGGUGGGUUGUCGAAGGGCUGAUAACCAAGGAAGACUGGGCCAGUUCUGUGCAUCAUGCCAGUCGAUGUUUUGAUGCGUUGAUCAACCGGUGGCUUGUUUAUCCUGCCGAUAUUGGGGCUACAGGAAAGAUAAAGAGUUGUGUGAUAGGUGAUCUUGUUCAUGAAUUCAUUACCAAGAUCGCUAGAAAGCGGCGCAUUGUGGAAACACGCCUGUCACAUCACUUGGCUCUCCGCUUCUCCAUUUUCAAUGACCUCCGACUCCGUGGCUCGGAUAAAAUAGAUAGAUUCUUCGAAAAGCUCCAUGAAGAAUCAUCUCGAGUAUCCCUGAUCAAGGUGCUAGAUCUCCAAGAUUGCCAGUGCUUUGGAGGGAAGAAUCAAAUCUACCUCAGGGACAUUUGCAGCAAGAUGUUACUGCUCAAGUAUCUGAGCCUAAGGGGAACAGAUGUUACCCAGCUGCCAACUGAAAUCAACAACCUCCGUGAGCUAGAAGUAUUGGAUAUCCGAGAAACCAGUGUGCCUCCAUCUGCAACAGUAAAUGUCUUACUCCUGAAGUUGAAGCGUUUGCUGGCUGGUCGCAUUGUUCCAAGUUCAGGGGUAAGUAGUACUGAACUAUUUAGUGUUGAGAUCCCUGAUAAGGUCGAAAAAAUGGUAAACAUGGAGGUAUUGUCCAAUGUCAAGGCACGGACGAGACAAGAUAUGAAAGAUAUUGGAAAGUUGUGGCAGCUCAGGAAGCUUGGUGUGGUUAUUCAAUACAAGGAGCCACACCUCAGGAAUUUUCUUCGAGCUAUCAGUGAUCUGCAUGAGUGCCUGAAGUCUCUGUCAAUCACUCUUCCCAAUAUAGAGGACAACAAAGAGAUCAGAGAUUGGGUUCUUGAACACUAUAAAAACUCCCCCAAGCUUCUCGAGAGCCUAAGCAUUACUGGAACCACACAAACAGUGCAACUUCUUCGGUUGUUGACCAGAGAUAUUGACCAACUCCAACUUCGCAAGGUAACUCUGUCUGGUACCCGGCUGUAUCAGCCUGAUCUGAAGGUCCUUGCCAAGCUUCCCAAAUUAAUAUGUCUCAGGCUCCGAGAUAACGCAUACAUCGAUAGCAACCUUACCUUCAACAAUGAUGAAUUCGAAAAUCUCAAGUGCUUUCUUAUUGAGGGUUCCGACAUAACUGCCCUCAGCUUUGGAGGUGGAGCACAUAAACUUGAGAAAAUCGUUUUGUGCUCCACCGAUGGACUGUCAAUUUCUGGAGUCGAAGACCUUCUGGAACUGAAGGAUGUCGAGUUGAAGAACAGCAAUAAGGUAUCAUUGUUUGACAAGGCCAAAAACAUAUCCAAGGUGACUCUUUGGCAUACCUCUCUGAGUCAAUAUGAGGUAGAGAUUCUCGCCAAGAUACCUAACAUGCGCAACCUAGUACUCAAGGACAUAUUUUGUGUACAAAGCCAGCUUAUCUUAUACAAAGAUGACUUCCCAAAGCUCAACCUUCUUACAGUCGACUUCUCUGUCACCCCCAAGACUAUCAUUAUCGACGGAUCAGCUCCUAAGCUCGAGAAAAUCAUCUGGUCCUUCACAAAGGACACGGUGGGUACUCUCUCCAUCUCCGGCACUGACAUCCUUCCAAACCUGAAGGAGCUCGAGAUCAAUGGUGAUUUUAUCCCUAGGGAGGUGGAAGAAGCAUUGAAGAAACACAAGAACAAACCCAAGUUUACAUACAACAAACCUGAAAACCAAUACCAGGAAGCCGGAAACAUACCAGAAAAGAAAGAUCCUCCAAGAUUCUCAUUAUUGAGGAAGAAAGAGGAUUGAUGCCGGAUGUGCCGUUCCAUCAUCCGUUCACCUUCAUCGGCUCCCAUCCCAUGGUGUGGUUUGUGUGUGCUCUUUGGUUUGCCGUUGUGUGUUACUGUCUGCCGCGCAUGCGUGGGCAGAUAUAUUAUGUAUCUAUAUAUGUGGAUUGAGUGAGUGUAUGUCCCUGCUACUUAUUCUACAUAUGUGUCCUGUAAAUAAGAAUGAGCAUAUGUGAUGGUGUGUACAUGUGUGCCCUGUAACUAAGAAGGAGCAAAUGUAAUGGUGUGCCCUGUAACUAAUUAAGAUUGAGCAAAUGUAAUGGUGUGCCGUUUGUGCCCA
This is a messenger RNA of Triticum urartu, 4071 nucleotides long. The record is from RefSeq and is a predicted model, not a curated record. NCBI's taxonomy places the organism in Eukaryota, Viridiplantae, Streptophyta, Magnoliopsida, Poales, Poaceae.